GAUUUAACGACGCGUUUAUUUCAUACUGACAUCAUUCGAAAUCGGUUAAAAACGACGCCAUGUUUAAAAUUUUGAAGCCUGUAUUUGGGCGCAUACGUAUACGCGGCAUGCGUGUCAAAUGCGUAUAAGUAAAUCCGUGAGAGCGAACGAUCGGCUAAACUGCCGCAUUUGUACGAUUUCGUAUAAAUUCCUCAAGUCUAAUGCCCAAUUUUACACGGAACUGCAAUUUUGAAAUUAAUAAUAACAUUUAAGAUCCGUUCGGUGAAUUUAAUGGUUUUUUAAAACUGAAUAUGGAGCCAGUUGCAAAAGUUCCUUUGCCGUUAGAACCUAUAAAGUCGAAUCAAGUGGAGGACAGGAGAUUAUGGGUGGGCAACUUGGAUUUAAGAAUUAAUGAGUACCAACUCCUAAAACUUGUUCAAAAACAUGGAACAAUCGAAAAGUUCGACCUGCUGUUUCACCGAUCAGGCCCCCAAGCUGGUCAGCCAAGAGGAUACGCAUUCGUUACAUAUAAAUCUGUCGAAGAUGCUAAGGCAGCCAAAGAUGCUUUACAUAACUUGAAAGUAGGGGCUAAAAAUAUCAUCGUCAGAUGGGCUCACAGCGUGACAGAGUCUGACAUGGACAAGCCAAAACCUAAAAUAGAUAUACCUGCCCUAGCCGGAGCUAAAAAGGAGGACAAAAGAAUCAGUCGAGAGACAGCGAUUCAAGCGAUAGAGGCGAAACUGAAAUUAAUGAAAGAAUCUGAAGAAGAGUUUGAACUGAACAAGCCUUUAAAUGGGUCACCUGUAAUACAGCUGUAUCAAAAGUCAGAGAAUCCAAAACCGUCCACGUCUACACGUUAUCACAACCGCAGCAGUCAUUCGUAUCACAACAAUAAGCCGUACAACCGUCAGAAGCCAAGGAGAUAAUUCGAAUUCGUUUCGUUUAUUUGUUUGUUAGCGUUACAAUUAAACCUACCCGAUCUAUUUUUGUGUGCGGUUACCCGACAAUUCGGGUUCACUCGGGAAAUUUACUCGACUUCAGGCCGAAAUCUUGAAAGUCUGUAAUAUUUGGGUACUCAAAACGGAAGCAUGUUUCUUGUCUGACCUAAGUUUUUACUCAUGCAAGCAUGCUUUUCGGGCUGUCGACCAGAAUCGAAUUGAAGCGAAACCUACUCAAAAUCGCGGAUACCCGAGCUUCACGAACUCCCGAAAUCCCGACUGGAUCCAAAAUGAUUACUAGCCAACUCAACCCUCGGAUUGAGUACUCUACACCCCGAAUUCUUAUCACUGACCGUUCGUUCCAUGACCGUUUAGUUAAUAUUUAUAUAAUUUAUGUUUUCCAUUUGAACAAUCAUUAAAUCGCUUUUGUCA
Ceratina calcarata is the source of this 1349-nucleotide messenger RNA. RefSeq names its product putative RNA-binding protein 18. NCBI's taxonomy places the organism in Eukaryota, Metazoa, Arthropoda, Insecta, Hymenoptera, Apidae. Bases 291 to 905 code for a protein of 204 amino acids. Gene Ontology annotation, biological process: chloroplast rRNA processing. The record is from RefSeq and is a predicted model, not a curated record. The transcript is spliced from 5 exons. Gene Ontology annotation, cellular component: chloroplast thylakoid membrane. Gene Ontology annotation, molecular function: mRNA binding.